Alternaria novae-zelandiae is the source of this 801-nucleotide messenger RNA. RefSeq lists its product as uncharacterized. The transcript has 4 exons. The record is from RefSeq and is a predicted model, not a curated record. The coding region runs from base 1 to 801 and encodes 266 amino acids. Gene Ontology annotation, molecular function: pyridoxal phosphate binding; transaminase activity. Lineage: Eukaryota; Fungi; Ascomycota; Dothideomycetes; Pleosporales; Pleosporaceae. Gene Ontology annotation, cellular component: cytosol.
AUGAAGAAGGGAGAAUCAGUAGCUCAAUAUGUCGAGCGACUCGCAGAUGAGUUGGAGCGUAAGAUCCUUGAUCUCGGUCCUGAUACAGUAGCAGGCUUCGUGAUGGAGCCGGUCGUUGGCGCGGCACUUGGUUGCGUCCCCGCACUACCCGGCUACCUUAGAGCGAUGAAGCGAGUAUGCAAGAAAUACGGCGUACUUUUGAUUCUGGAUGAGGUCAUGUGCGGCAUGGGUCGCACCGGCUAUAUGCAUGCAUGGCAAGAAGAGGACGUCGUUCCAGAUAUCCAAUUGGUAGGCAAGGGUAUCGCAGGCGGCUAUGCAGCCCUUUCCGCGAUGCUGGUCGGACCAACCAUUGUGGAUGCGAUGGGAGACAACGCCUUUGCCCAUGGCCAUACGUUCCAGAACUUCCCGACUGCUUGCGCUGCUGGUCUCGCAGUUCAAGAGAUUGUUCAACAGGAUAAUCUUCUGGAAAAUGUUCGCGACAAAGGGGAGAAGCUCAUGCAGAAGCUACAAGCUCGUUUGGGCGAUCAUCCCAACGUGUUCGACAUCCGAGGAAAGGGUCUCUUCAUAGGGAUUGAGUUUGUGCAAGACAAGCUCACCAAGGCAGCUUUUGAUCCAGAAGUCGCAGUAACCUGGAGGGUACAUGAGCUUGGUUCCGGAACGGUUGACGGCAUUCGCGGCGACCACAUCAUCAUCGCCCCUGCAUACAACGUCACCGAUGACGACGUCGACUUCAUCGUGGAGCGCAUCACUAAGACGAUUGUCGAUUUCUUUGAGGAGCUCAGCAUCACGCCCAAGUUGUAA